Messenger RNA from Anisakis simplex (herring worm), 456 nucleotides. The record is from the annotation of a GenBank genome assembly. NCBI's taxonomy places the organism in Eukaryota, Metazoa, Nematoda, Chromadorea, Rhabditida, Anisakidae.
AAUGUAGCUCUGUUUGCGGUUUUGCAUUCGCUUGCACUCGUUGGAUUUUAUCAACUGAUCUUUAACGCGAAAUGGUUAACAGUAAGUUGGACCGUGCUUUAUUCGAUGAUUGGCGGUGUCGGUGUAACGGCUGGUGCGCAUCGCUUAUGGACUCAUAAAAGCUACAAAGCAAAUCUACCCAUGCGAAUCAUUUUAAUGCUCGGCAAUUGCGCUGCAUUCCAGAAUGACAUUAUCGAUUGGGCGAGAGACCAUCGAUGUCAUCACAAGUUUAACGAUACUAAUGCGGAUCCAUAUAGUUCAGAGAGAGGUUUCUUUUUCUCGCAUAUGGGCUGGCUUAUGACUAAGAAGCAUCCUGAAGUGAAGAGAAAAGGCGCUAUGAUCGACAUGAGUGACUUGCUCAGUGAUGAAGUGUUGCUAUUUCAACGAAAGUAUGCUCUCAAAAGAAUAUUUCUGAUA